Molecule: messenger RNA, 1383 nt
Organism: Phascolarctos cinereus (koala)
Lineage: Eukaryota; Metazoa; Chordata; Mammalia; Diprotodontia; Phascolarctidae
Gene: DEPTOR
Product: DEP domain containing MTOR interacting protein
Biological process (GO): negative regulation of TOR signaling; positive regulation of GTPase activity; G protein-coupled receptor signaling pathway
Cellular component (GO): plasma membrane
Molecular function (GO): GTPase activator activity; protein binding; guanyl-nucleotide exchange factor activity
Source: RefSeq, a predicted model, not a curated record
CCACCCCUUCUCCGCAAGGCGGGAGGGAUUCACUGCGCUCUCCCCAAUCACACGCGAGCCCUGAGGCUGCCCCCAACAGAGAUGGCGGCCGGGGCUUCUGUAAGAGCUGACUGAGUCUUAACACCCGGGCUGCCUACCGAGGGGAGAGAAGAGUGAGCAGCUCGCGAGGAUGGAGGAGGAGGGCGGCGGCAGCAGCAGCACCGGCACGGGCACGGGCACCGGCACCGGCAGCACUGGCGGCGGUGGCACGGUCAGCGGAGGCUUGCAGCAAAGGGAGCUGGAGCACAUGGCAGAGAUCCUGGUCACUGGGGAGCAGCUACGGCUCAGGCUGCAUGAAGAAAAAGUGAUUAAAGAUCGAAGACACCACCUCAAGACAUAUCCAAAUUGCUUUGUGGCCAAAGAACUAAUUGACUGGCUGAUUGAUCGAAAAGAAGCUUCUGAUAGAGAGACAGCUAUUAAACUAAUGCAAAAAUUGGCAGACCGGGGUAUUAUUCAUCAUGUGUGUGAUGAGCAUAAGGAAUUCAAGGAUGUCAAACUCUUCUACCGCUUCAGGAAAGAUGAUGGAACCUUCCUGGAUAAUGAAGUGAAAGUAUUCAUGAGAGGACAGAGAUUGUAUGAAAAGCUGAUGAGUUCUGAAAACACGCUCUUGCAGCCGAGGGAGGAGGAAGGCAUCAAGUAUGAGCGGACCUUCAUGGCCUCCGAGCUCCUCGAUUGGCUGGUUCAGGAAGGAGAGGCCACCACCAGGAAUGAAGCCGAGCAACUUUGUCACAGGCUUCUGGAGCAUGGUAUCAUCCAGCACGUGUCUAAUAAGCAUGCUUUUGUGGAUAGCAACCUUCUCUACCAGUUUAGAAUGAAUUUUCGUCGGAGAAGAAGGCUAAUGGAACUGCUCAAUGAACGAUCUCCCUCCUCCCAGGAAACCCACGAUAGCCCCUUUUGCUUGAGGAAACAGAACAGUGACAACCGAAAACCCACCAGUUUUAUGUCAGUGAGCCCAAGCAAGGAGAUCAAGAUCGUGUCUGCAGUGAGAAGGAGCAGCAUGAGCAGCUGUGGCAGCAGCGGUUACUUCAGCAGCAGCCCAACCCUCAGCAGCAGCCCCCCAGUGCUCUGCAACCCCAAGUCAGUGUUAAAGAGACCAGUCACUUCUGAAGAACUCCUGACACCUGGGGCGCCAUAUGCAAGAAAGACUUUCACUAUUGUUGGUGAUGCAGUGGGAUGGGGCUUUGUUGUAAGAGGAAGCAAGCCAUGUCACAUACAGGCUGUGGAUCCCAGUGGCCCAGCAGCUGCAGCUGGAAUGAAGGGAGUGAGGUUGGUGUAGUGCCUGUCACACAUGGCCCAGACCAUGGAGCACCAGGAGGCAUGGCAGUACUGACUAGUGGGCCCCUG